CGUAUACCCCCACACACACGCACCCAAGCAAAAUCAAACUGUAAAAUGGUCCAAAAUACUUGGCACUCAACAACACUCGCGUUUCGUUAAAAGAGAAUAACCGACACUCAAAACCAUUUCUCUGAAAAUCUUGAAUCCCUUUAAACUAAUUAACGGAUGAGUGCAGGAAGCAGCAAAGAUAAAGAGAAGGCGCGAGUGAGCCGCACCUCACUCAUACUAUGGCACGCUCACCAAAACGACGCCGCUGCCGUUCGGAAGCUUCUUCAAGAAGAUCCCUCGCUUGUCAAUGCUACCGAUUACGAUAACCGCACUCCGCUUCAUGUCGCUUCUCUCCACGGAUGGAUCGAGGUUGCUAAAUGCUUGAUUGAAUUCGGCGCUGAUGUCAACGCGCAAGAUCGUUGGAAGAACACCCCUUUGGCUGAUGCAGAAGGAUCUAAGAGGAGUAAUAUAAUCGAGCUUUUGAAAUCGCAUGGAGGAUUGUCUUAUGGUCAAACUGGAAGCCAUUUUGAACCCAGGGCGGUUCCGCCGCCGUUGCCUAAUAAGUGUGAUUGGGAAGUUGAUCCUUCUGAGCUUGAUUUCUCAAGUUCUGCGCGUAUUGGAAAGGGAUCUUUCGGUGAAAUUUUGAAAGCCCAUUGGCGCGGAACGCCAGUUGCUGUCAAGCGCAUUCUUCCAUCUCUUUCAGAAGAUAGAAUGGUGAUUCAAGACUUUAGGCAUGAAGUCAAUUUGUUGGUGAAGCUUCGACACCCCAAUAUAGUUCAGUUUCUUGGAGCUGUUACUGACAGGAAGCCCCUCAUGUUAAUUACUGAGUAUCUAAGAGGGGGUGAUCUUCACCAGUACCUCAAAGAUAAAGGUUCACUUAACCCUUCAACAGCUAUCAGCUUUUCUAUGGAUAUUGCCAGAGGAAUGGCCUAUCUUCACAAUGAACCAAAUGUUAUAAUUCAUAGAGACCUAAAGCCAAGAAAUGUUCUUUUAGUCAACUCUAGUGCUGACCAUUUAAAAGUUGGAGAUUUUGGAUUGAGCAAGCUUAUAACUGUCCAGAGUUCUCAUGAUGUAUACAAGAUGACUGGUGAAACUGGGAGCUAUCGCUAUAUGGCUCCGGAAGUUUUCAAACAUCGGAGGUAUGAGAAGAAGGUCGAUGUGUACUCCUUUGCAAUGAUUUUGUACGAGAUGCUUGAAGGUGAACCACCUUUCGCAAGUUAUGAACCUUAUGAUGGAGCAAAACACGCAGCUGAAGGGCACAGGCCUGUUUUUCGAGCAAAGGGUUAUAUCCCUGAGUUGCAGGAGUUAACGUCGCAGUGUUGGGCUUCUGAUAUGAAUCAUAGACCUCAUUUCAUAGAGAUCCUUAAACGGCUUGAAAAGAUCAAGGAAAAUCUACCUUCAGAUCACCACUGGCAUUUGUUUGCUUCGUAAAUGUUUAAUGAGCAUUGAUAUGCUAAGAAAUUCAAAUGAUUUAUUUGCCAUUACCAUUGCUUCCAGAUUUAUGGAUUGAUAAAGCUUAACUGGAAAACCUGCAAAAACCAAUACGAAUUCCAAUUCUACUUUCUCAUUAAAGCCCAUGUCACAUCCAAGUGAGCAUACAUACACGUGUUGUUGGACAAGUUUAAUAUGGUUUUAAGUGUACAAACUAAUUGAAGUAGACCAAUCGUACAGUCUGCUGUGUUGUGUUUUCAUCUUUUUGUUAAAAAAAUUAAUAAAAAUAAUAGUUGUUAUCAUUCUUAUA
Molecule: messenger RNA, 1720 nt
Organism: Vicia villosa (hairy vetch)
Lineage: Eukaryota; Viridiplantae; Streptophyta; Magnoliopsida; Fabales; Fabaceae
Product: serine/threonine-protein kinase VIK
Exons: 11
Coding region: 157-1410 (417 amino acids)
Biological process (GO): protein phosphorylation
Molecular function (GO): protein binding; protein kinase activity; ATP binding
Source: RefSeq, a predicted model, not a curated record